ACCCUAAAUGGUGGUUGGCUGGUAUCACUCUCACCCUGGAUUUGGAUUCUGUCAAAGGCAAAGUAGUUAUUGAUACUUUUCGCCUGAUCAAUCCUCAAAUACUUAUGCUAGGUCAAGAGCCACGUCAAACCACUUCCAAUAUUGGACAUCUUAAAAAACCAAGUAUUCAAGCUUUGAUCCAUGGAUUGAAUCGUCAUUAUUAUUAG
Molecule: messenger RNA, 206 nt
Organism: Funneliformis caledonium
Lineage: Eukaryota; Fungi; Glomeromycota; Glomeromycetes; Glomerales; Glomeraceae
Source: the annotation of a GenBank genome assembly